Molecule: messenger RNA, 5280 nt
Organism: Wallemia ichthyophaga EXF-994
Lineage: Eukaryota; Fungi; Basidiomycota; Wallemiomycetes; Wallemiales; Wallemiaceae
Exons: 6
Coding region: 1-5280 (1759 amino acids)
Biological process (GO): mRNA processing; mRNA export from nucleus
Cellular component (GO): THO complex part of transcription export complex
Molecular function (GO): mRNA binding
Source: RefSeq, a predicted model, not a curated record
AUGGUCGUAGACGCCUCCAUUUACGAGGAGUGCGCACAAAUAAUAUCUAGUUCUAAUUCUGAAAAUACCAAUAACGAACAAGCCGUGGACUUAGUUCAGAACUUCCCGAACGAAUUCUUUGCCACUUUACUAUCAGCUAAUCCCCUACCGGAAUCUACGCUUAGUCUUAUCAAAUUCGUAAUCCUCUCCCUCGAAGGAGAAUUCAAACAACUCGCUCAAUCUGCUCUAUGCGACACUUUCAGCGUUUUAGACCUCCCAUACGAGGAUGCAGCCAUGGGUUUGAGAUUGAAAUUAAAAUCCACGCUCCCAGAUGACCAGAAUGCCGUCAAGAUGCAACUCGAUCAAGUAUCUACUCAAAGGAAACCACUUUACGAUUUAGUCAGAGCUUUAAUUAUGGAGGGUUAUCUCAGUUCUCAGAUGCUCUCACAACGCAUCGGUGCAUCUGGUUUGAGCCAACUUGGUCUCAUCGGCGACCCUACAAUCCACCAGCGUAAGGAAGCUAGAGCCAACACCGCGGCUAUAUAUCGCCAGCAUCGUUUUAACUUGCACAGAGAAGUUGCAGAGGGUUUCGCCAAGAUGUCGACUCUUAUUCUCAGCUCAAUGGGUGAUGGUGAUGCUGUUGGCACAAUAAGGAGUAGUGAAUACAUCGAAGCUGAAAAAAGGCGUGCUUUUCAAUGCUGGAUUGGCAUUGAGAAGCUCAUUGGUUUCUUCGAUCUUGAUCCUCUUAGAGCUCUUUCAACAAUACUGGAUAUAUUCUCCUCAUCAAUUGCAUCUCACUGGCGGUUCUUCUUGGCUCUGCUGGAUUGCUCACCUUGGAGACGUAAGACUAAUGAACAGGAGAUGCAAACGGAUAUCACGCCAGGUAAAUAUGAAAAUUGGGACUUUAAGGACAUUAUACAAGACGCAGAACAAGGUAGAAGACAACCACUUAAUCAAACACGGAAUACCAACGGUAAUUCUUCACUGGAGGCUAACCUUGUUAUUGCUCAAGUGUUAGGUUUCCAGAUGAGAUACUACCAGAGGAAGCAAUCAGAGAAGAACUCUGAUAGCUGCUAUCAUCUCUGUGCUCUGUUGAUACGUGAAGACUACGUUUCUUUGUUGGAUCUACUCCCACAUUUACAUCCUGACGACAAGACUUUGAAUGAUUUAAAAAGUAUCUACAAGGACACCCUCAGUGACAGGCUGAUGUCAGCUAAAACUACAAACAACAAGCUGGCGAUGGCUGCUCCACUUAGUGAUGAUAUGCCUACUGCAGCCUUGAACGAUAACAAUAGUUCCAAGGAGGAUGAGAAGGAUGAAAAGAAGGAAAAAUCAAGUGAAAAGGAUGAGAAGCCUUUUGAGCCACCGAUGCAGAAGGUCUGUCUGAUCAUUUCCUUGCUCAGUGUUGGUGCUCUGAAGGAGGGAUUCUUUUUACUAUCACUUUACCCACACAUCCCUUACAUUUACCCACGCAUUAUUGACAUUAUUUUGAGGAUAGCAGAGUAUUCAAUGGAACCAGUAUAUGAACCCAUUUCAACUAGGACAAAACGCAAGAUUGACAAGAAGAUUGGUAAUACUAAGCAAUUUAGCUGCGAAGCUCCGACACCAGUUGCCAGUGAAAAAACCGAACAUGUAUUCUAUUACGACAAGUGGACUGAGAACGUCCCACAAGUACACACAAUUAAGGAGACGUUGACCGUUAUAGACGGAUUUCUAAAAUUUGUGGGACCAUGCUGUUCACGUAAUUCAGUCUUUUUUCAAAAGCUACUGCGUUUAGCCAGUCACGAGUCGCAGAAAGCUAAAUCAGAAACAUGUUUGGAACCUUGGAUUAGUAUGACAAGAAAUUACUUCUUACCAGGUUUGGCAUUGUCAAUCUCGAGCAAUACAUUAUCGAUAGCCUUGUGGGAUCUCAUGAAGCGCUUCCCACUCCACACGCGAUAUCAACUUUACGGAGAGAUGAGAGGCUCUACCUUGAAAAGACUUCCUGAAGUGAGGGUAAAGUAUUUGGAAUCUGAACGCGAUGCGAAGUCAAUUUUACGAAGACUCAGUUCAAAUAAGGCGUAUUUGAAAGUACAAGGCCGAGCAAUAGGAAAGAUAUCGCAUACCAACCCAGUUGCAUUGUUUCAUACAGUUUUGCAGCAAGUGCAGUCAUAUGAGAACAUUGCACUACCAGUGAUUAAUGGUCUUAAUUACUUGUCGGAGUUGAGCUACGAUGUGUUUACUUAUACGUUACUAGAUUUCUUCACUGAUCCUGCCAAGGAGAGGACCAAAUUGGAUGGUACAAACGCUUCACUUUGGCUACAAAGUCUGGCAACAUUUACAGGAGGUUUGUUUAGAAGACAAGUCAACUACAUGGACCCUUCACCCUUGCUUAUGUAUGUCGGACAUGAGUUAAAGAGAUGUCACGUAAAGGAUCUCAUCAUAUUCAGAGAGAUAUUGAAAGAAAUGUCAGGCAUUCACCCACUAUCUGACCUUAGUGAUGAUCAGAUUAUCGCUCUUAGUGCUGGUCCAUCACUCAAAAGCGAAGCCAUUCCUCAUCAAAUGGACAGCGAGGUUGCCAAGUUUAUAAAGAAGUCAUCGAAGAAUUUGAGACAUGCUCUUCAUACCUCCAAUCUCACCAUACCUAUGCUCGUGCUUAUAGCGCAGCAACUUCAGGUCUGUGUAUAUAUGGUGCCUGAAAGCGAGGCCCACCCUAAACAUCUGUCAACUUUGUAUGAUGAGACGGUCGGUGUUUUGCUGCAGUAUAUUGCCUUCCUCAGGGCCACUCCACCUCUCCAAAAUGAUCCUUGGUCGACUUACGAAGAUUCACUACCGUCGUUUGAAGAUCUUGUCAAUAAGUUUGGACUGGAUAUUGGAGUUGCGUUUGCGAUUAUUAGGCCAAAGGUAUCAGGUGAAAUCUACGCGUACGAGAAGCAGAAGAGAAUUGAUGAUGAUGCCGAGAAGGCAAAAGCCAAGGAAGCGACUGACAACGAAGGUCAAUCUGAGCAAGUCAUGAUGGAGGGAGAUAAAAGCAAACCAGAAGCAGAUGAUAAGGGAGGUGAUGUAAAGAUGGAGACAGAUGUUACUUCGAAAGCACCAUCAACGCCACCAAGUACCAAGGAUGUGUGGCAUCCAAUGCUUUCUGGAUUGAUUUCACAAAUGAGUCAUGUCCUGAGUGACAAAAUCAAGCAGGCGCUUUCACCUGCAUUCGUGACGACAUUCUGGCAGUUAAGCAUGUAUGACAUUUCAGUGCCGAUUGAAAGAUAUGGUCAAGAAUCAGCUAAGUUACAGAGUAUGGCUAAGACCCGUGAGUGGUCGAUGGUUGAUAAGGAAACUGGAAAAAGCAAAGCUUCUACUGUUCCCGCUAGGAAGGAUGCGCUAAAUAGUGAUAUGCAUGAGCAUAUGAAGGUUUACGAGGCUACGAAAAAGCGCAUAAGUAAUGAGAAGCAACAUUGGUUUAGUGAUGUUAAUGCUAGGAGGAAUUCGUCCAUCAACUUCUAUAUCCAGUACUGCAUCAUGCCACGUGUAGUACUCAGUCCUGAAGAUGCGCUUUAUUGUGCGAGGUUCUCGAAACUUAUGCAUAAUUACGGCGUACCUUCUUUCCCGACGUUACUAUUCCUGGAUAGGAUUCUCUGCGAAAGUCCUUCAGCUAUUUUGUCAUCAUCUACCGAAAACGAAGCUAGAAAUUACGCUCGCUUCUUGACAGAAAUACUGUCCGAUGUUUCUGCUUGGCAGAAAAACGAGGAGGCAUACAACAAAGGCGCAAGAGGUACAGGUGCUCAACCAUUACCUGGUUUUCGCAAGAGUUGGGAUGCUCAGAGCAACGUUUUACUCACCUACGAAGAGUUCAAGAAAGCGUUCAGCAAAUGGCAGAGCAAGUUACUGAAUGCAUUUACAGCAUGCGUCUCUUCUGGUGAAUACAUGCACGUACGGAAUGCUGUGAUAGUAUUCAAUAUCGUCAGCGAGUUCUUCCCAGAAUCGCAUAAGACUGGCGAGAGUAUGUACAAUCUCGUCAAGGAAUUGGUGUCAAACGAAAAGAGAAACGAUCUCAAGAUUCUCGCCCAAGGAUACCUUGCUCAACUUAGCAAGAGAAGACACUCAUGGGGAGGAGCUGAUCCUGAGCCACACAAGCCCAUUACAGAAAAGAAGCCUGAAACGAAAUCUUCUGCACCAGCGGAAAAGACUAAAAUUGUUGAGAAUAAAGUUAGAGAGACUAAAGUUGAUGAGUCUCCAGAGACUGCUGAAUCAACAAAACCAGUUAAACAAGCUGAGACAGUUGAACCAGCUUCAACAGAAGCACCAGCUGCACCCGAAAAUACAGGAAUAGGCCAAGAAGCCAGCUUGAGGGCUCGCAUACAGUCACGCACAGAACCUCCGAAAGAAGUCAGCAUCAAGAGGGACAGAGAGAAGGUAGAUUCGCCUGCAACGACACCAGCACCUUCGCAAGAUGAUGAUCGUCGUGAAUCACAGCCAAAACCACCCCAGGGUCCCAGAAAGAGUGAUUCAGCUCGCAAUAAUGGGUUACCUCCUAAGCCAGGUUCUGAUACAACGAGGCAGAAUUCUGAAAGAACACCCCAGCAAUCCCAAAAACCACGCUCUCCUGUACAAUCGAGCGGUGCUAGCACAAGAAGAAGAUCACCGCCACCUAGCAGACCAGAUUCGCCAACGUCCAAUGUGCCACCUUCUGGACCACAGAGUAUAAGAGGCAGAGCAGCAGCAUCGGAGAAAGCAGGAGGCGGCUCAGCCUCACUGCUUAGUCGUUUCGAGCCUGAACAUGAACGUAACGGGCGUAGCGGAUCAGGUGGGGGUCGCAACAGAAAUAGGUCACUUUCACCGCCACGAGGUGGUCGCAAGUAUGACCAACGUGAUAGGCGUGAUGGGCGCGAUGAGCGUGAGGGUCGCGAUGCUCGGGAUAAUCGUGAAAAUCGUGACAAUCGUGACAAUCGUGACAACCGCGAUCGCCGCGACCAACGCGAUCAACGUGAUUCUCGUGACUCUCGCGAACAGCGUGACCAUCGUGAUAGAUAUGAGGAUGAUAGGUCGGGGUAUAGCAAGCGUCGCAGAGUAGAAAAUGAAGACAGUGGCCGCGGUGGUUCUGGUAGAUACAGAAAUGAAGAAAUGCGCAAGUCACAUCAAUACGAGGACCGAGCAAGCACUAAUAGCAAACGAUCACGUAAUGAUCAAUCUCGAGCAUUCGAGUCUGCAAUGUCAGUAGCUGGCUCGGGUGACGACUAUCGAAGGAAGCGCGGUGACGACAGAGCGAAUGAGAAAGAAAGGGAAGUGAAGCGAGACCAGAACUAUAGGAAGAAAAGAGCAGGCUAA